Trichogramma pretiosum is the source of this 1563-nucleotide messenger RNA. RefSeq names its product sialin-like. The coding region runs from base 104 to 1555 and encodes 483 amino acids. Gene Ontology annotation, molecular function: transmembrane transporter activity. Gene Ontology annotation, biological process: monoatomic anion transport; transmembrane transport. The record is from RefSeq and is a predicted model, not a curated record. The transcript has 3 exons. Lineage: Eukaryota; Metazoa; Arthropoda; Insecta; Hymenoptera; Trichogrammatidae.
CUAGUUGUCUGCUCGUAAAUUGAGUUUUGCCUCUGCGUUAAAUAAUCACGGAGGAUAUGUGUAUCGUAUUUCUGUAAAUUAUACAUCAUUCUAGUCGAAUAAAAUGACAUCUUCCACUCUCAAAAUUUGCUGUAAGCCAAUUCGUCAACGAUGGAUAUUUGCUUUUAUGAGCUUUUUGGCCAUUGUCAUCGCCUACGGUAUGCGAGCCAGUCUAUCCAUCGCCAUAACCGAAAUAGCCAAACCGAUCGCGCAGAACGAUGUCGGUUCGGACGAUCUGUGCCCAAUCGACGAAUCUGCAGUCAAGAAAAAUGUCUCGACUUCCGCUACUUACGAUUGGGACGAAUACACGCAGGGUAUCAUUCUGUCCUCGUUUUACUGGGGUUACGUCGUAACGCAGCUGCCCGGAGCUCUGCUGGCCGAGAAGUGGGGAGCCAAGCACGUGACGGGCCUAGGUAUCCUCGUGACGGGCGUCCUCACGGUCGGCAUCCCCGUAGCCGUCCAAUGGGGCAGCUCCACGGCCCUGAUAAUCGUCCGAAUCCUCAUGGGUCUGUGCGAGGGUGUCACCUUCCCGGCGCUCAACAUCAUGCUGGCGCGCUGGACGCCGCUGAGCGAGCGAUCGAAGACCGGCUCGUUCGUCUACGCCGGGGCACCCCUCGGUACCGUGUUCGCCACGACUGUCGCCGGUCUGCUGCUCAAGCACGCCGACUGGCCCGUGGUGUUUUACUUCUUCGGUGGCUGCAGCGUCGCCUGGUGGCUCUUUUGGAUCGGCUGCUGCUACGACUCGCCGCGCCAGCACCCCUACAUCUCGGACGAGGAGGCCGUGUAUCUGUACGCGGAGCUGAGCGAGCACGUGCACGAACGGCCGCCACCCCUGCCCUGGAGGCACUUUCUCACCUCGAUGCCCAUGUGGGCGCUCAUCGCCGUGACGGUCGGCCACGAGUGGGGCUUCUACACGGUGUCCAUGGGUCUGCCCAAGUACAUGAGCAGCGUGCUGCACUUCGACGUGGAGGACAACGGCUACCUCAGCUCGCUGCCCUACGUCGGCAUGUGGCUGUGCAGCCUGAUAAUGUCGUGCGCUGCCGACAAGCUGAUCGGUUCGCGCGUCCUCUCGAUCACCGCGACGAGGAAGCUCGGCACGACCGUGGCGGCGCUCGGGCCGGGCCUGUUCAUCGUCGGCGCGGCCUACACGAGGUGCGACAGAGUCGCCGCGGUGAUCAUGUUCACGCUGAUGGUCACGCUGCUGGGCAGCGGAAUUCCGAGCCUGAAGGUCAACGCCCUGGACCUGAGUCCGAAUUACGCCGGCACUGUGAUGGCCGUGAGCAACGGAGCCGCCGCGUGCACGGGAAUCCUGACGCCCUACGUGGUGGGCGUGCUGACGCCUCAGCAGACGCUCAGCCAGUGGAGAAACGUGUUCUGGAUCAUAUUCGGCCUAUUGAUCGGCACCAACGCGUUCUACUUGAUUUUUGGCAGCGGCAACGUCGUCGAGUGGAACGAUCCGGAAUACGUACUGCGAGCCAAGAGCAAAGAGAAAAAAUUGGACGCAGACAAUAAAUAACGUCCGCA